UAUGGGGGCAGAACAAUCGGCUUUAUGGGCUUCCACACAAUUCGGACAGCACGAAGAGACCUUAGAACUGGUAAAUUCGGAAUUGUUUUUUUGUUCGUAUUUCGAAAAAAUGGCUGAGCCCAAGACGGGUCCUGUGACACAAGCUCUACUGCGUUUGGUGGAAAACAUGCCAAAAAGAAGAGAAUCGUUUGUAAAAGAUGCAGCUGCACCACAAACCAAUAUGAGUUCAGGAAAGAAUGGAGAGGAAGAUGAUGAUUUCCACUACAGUGAUGGUGGCUUCGUUAUAGAUUCCAUGGCACACAUAGAGGAAGAGAGCUACGACGAUCACCUGGAUUUGGAGCCUCUGCAGAUAGCCGAAUUCGAGUCCACGGAUGAGUAUGAUAUAGUCGCCGAGCCAGUUGACCCUUGUCCAUUGCAAGAUGCCCUGCCGAUGUUCGAGUUGAAUGUGGAUGACUUUUGAGCAAAGAAACUCAAUUUUAAUUUAAAAUAUGAAUUUAUUUACAAAGCUAA
Messenger RNA from Drosophila persimilis, 510 nucleotides. RefSeq lists its product as uncharacterized. Bases 2 to 460 code for a protein of 152 amino acids. The transcript is spliced from 2 exons. The record is from RefSeq and is a predicted model, not a curated record. NCBI's taxonomy places the organism in Eukaryota, Metazoa, Arthropoda, Insecta, Diptera, Drosophilidae.